Ochlerotatus camptorhynchus is the source of this 740-nucleotide messenger RNA. RefSeq lists its product as uncharacterized. The coding region runs from base 69 to 740 and encodes 223 amino acids. The transcript has 5 exons. The record is from RefSeq and is a predicted model, not a curated record. Lineage: Eukaryota; Metazoa; Arthropoda; Insecta; Diptera; Culicidae.
UGUGCGUUCGAAGUUAAUUUUGUUUCAGCGAAAAAAGCGAAAUUAGAGCUCUGCAUUAUUGCCCGGAAAUGGCACCAAUAACACGGCGCACAUCGGUCGAGUUGGAGCGGAAGGAGCGGAGCAGAAAAGCGAAGCUCCUCUUUCUACAAAAACGGGUAAGCUGUGUUUUACAGGAUUGCUUGUCGGAAAAGCGCCGCUGGUUUCUCGCGGAUCCGAACCGAAGCAAAAGUCAGCUCAGGUGGCGGACCCAACGAAAGGAGCCAAAGGCAGCCGGAAACGGAGGUUGCGAAAGACAAUUCAUCCGACUCGACCCAGUUGAUCCAACCGAAGGACUGAUGCACACUCCUGAACCUCGACAAUCGAAGUCAGGAUCGGUUCCAACACUCAGCCCAGCGAAAGGUCAUGAGGGCACCGGGAAGCGAAAGUUCUUGAAAACGAUCCCUUUUGAGAACGUUAAGCCCCUCGUUAAAUCCUUGGAAUAUGGAUUUCGCUACAAAACUCCAAAUAGGGGAUCCAAAGGAGUAACGUGCUUUUACAACUGCCGUCGAAUAAAGGUGCAUGCCAAGGUCCAGUGCAAUCGGAAGGUCAUGGUGUUCAUUCCUAAUGCCGAGAAGGAUGAGUGCAGCGUGAGCAUUAAAGGACAGCACAUCUGCAACGAUAUGGACUCGAAGUCGAUGGCGAAAAUGCCCUUAAAACAGGAGGAUUACAACACUAUCAACCCUAUGCUUCAUGCUGGGUAG